AUGUCCCACACCCGCCCCCGCACUGCAACCCCGGCCCCGCCCCCGCACUGCAAAACCCCGCCCCGCCCCCGCACUGCAAACCCCGGCCCCGCCCCCGCACUGCAAACCCCGGCCCCGCCCCCGCACUGCAAACCCCGGCCCCGCCCCCGCACUGCAAACCCCGCCCCGCCCCCGCACUGCAAACCCCGGCCCCGCCCCCGCACUGCAAACCCCGGCCCCGCCCCCGCACUGCAAACCCCGGCCCCGCCCCCGCACUGCAAACCCCGGCCCCGCCCCCGCACUGCAAACCCCGGCCCCGCCCCGCACUGCAAACCCCGGCCCCGCCCCCGCACUGCAAACCCCGGCCCCGCCCCGCACUGCAAACCCCGGCCCCGCCCCCGCACUGCAAACCCCGGCCCCGCCCCCGCACUGCAAACCCCGGCCCCGCCCCCGCACUGCAAACCCCGGCCCCGCCCCCGCACUGCAAACCCCGGCCCCGCCCCCGCACUGCAACCCCGGCCCCGCCCCCGCACUGCAAACCCCGGCCCCGCCCCCGCACUGCAAACCCCGGCCCCGCCCCCGCACUGCAACCCCGGCCCCGCCCCCGCACUGCAAACCCCGGCCCCGCCCCCGCACUGCAACCCCCGCCCCCACACAAGACAGCUAAGGGAGGCAUUCCGGCUAUUCGACAAGGACGGAGACGGGACGAUCACCAAGCAGGAGUUGGGACAGUUCAUGAGGAACCUUGGACAGUUUGCCACCGAGGAGGAGCUCCGGGUCAUGCUGGACGAGAUCGACAUUGACG
Messenger RNA from Procambarus clarkii (red swamp crayfish), 784 nucleotides. Lineage: Eukaryota; Metazoa; Arthropoda; Malacostraca; Decapoda; Cambaridae. The record is from RefSeq and is a predicted model, not a curated record.